AUGACAGGAACUCAGUCGCUACCGCCCCCCGAGCUUCCUCAGCUCGUCGCCGAGCAGCAUGCCUCCAUUCCGGUCACCGACAAGGACUCGAAGCGCCUGAUCGUUGUCCUGUCCCACGCCAGCCUCGAGACCUACAAGUCCUCUCACACCCGUACAGGUCACAUGGGCGUCCAGCGUGAGGAGAAGUACUCACUGCUCAAUAGCGACGAGCACAUAGGGAUCAUGCGCAAGAUGAAUAGGGACAUCAGCGAGGCGAGACCUGACAUCACUCAUCAGUGUCUCCUCACCCUCCUUGAUUCGCCCAUCAACAAGGCCGGUAGAUUACAGAUCUACAUCUCCACCGCCAAGGGCGUUCUGAUCGAGGUCUCCCCCUCCGUGCGCAUUCCCCGCACCUUCAAGCGCUUUGCCGGUCUCAUGGUCCAGCUUCUCCACCGUCUGUCCAUCAAGUCAACAAACUCCCAGGAGAAGCUCCUCCGCGUCAUCAACAACCCGAUCACCGACCACCUUCCUCCAAAGUGUCGCAAGGUCACCCUCAGCUUCGAAGCCCCCCUCGUACGCGUACGUAGCUACAUCGAUCAGCUUGACAAGGACGAGAGCAUAUGUGUAUUUGUGGGCGCAAUGGCUAAGGGCCCUGACAACUUCGCCGACCCUUAUGUCGACGAGAAGAUUUCCAUCAGCAACUUCAGCCUUUCGGCCAGCGUCGCAUGCAGCAAGUUCUGUCAUGCCGCCGAGGAUGCUUGGGAUGUCCUCUAG
Messenger RNA from Cryphonectria parasitica EP155, 753 nucleotides. RefSeq names its product Nep1-domain-containing protein. The coding region runs from base 1 to 753 and encodes 250 amino acids. Gene Ontology annotation, molecular function: rRNA binding; rRNA (pseudouridine) methyltransferase activity. The transcript has 2 exons. The record is from RefSeq and is a predicted model, not a curated record. Gene Ontology annotation, cellular component: small-subunit processome; nucleolus. Gene Ontology annotation, biological process: rRNA base methylation. Lineage: Eukaryota; Fungi; Ascomycota; Sordariomycetes; Diaporthales; Cryphonectriaceae.